Messenger RNA from Paraglomus occultum, 830 nucleotides. NCBI's taxonomy places the organism in Eukaryota, Fungi, Glomeromycota, Glomeromycetes, Paraglomerales, Paraglomeraceae. The record is from the annotation of a GenBank genome assembly.
GCCGAGCUGCAAAAGCAGCUAACUAUGAUAUAAAUCCCUUACGACAAGAAAAUAAACGCUUAUUAGAUGAAUUGAAUGAAAUUAAGUCGAAGAGAAUGAAACUUGGUGAAGAUUGUGUUGAAUGGAUCCAACUUGCUAAAGAGUUGAGCCUAGACAAGGCGGUCAUAAAUGAGACGUUUUACCUUAGCAAACUCGACUCCAAAGAAAGAAUCUCGAAACAACUCCAAUCUACAGACAAUGCCAAAUUCGAGCAGUUGUUUGAAAAAAAAUAUAUUGGCAUCAUUUGUGACUUGGCCAAGAUCCUCAAGGACAAGACCCCUUUCGAAGUUUAUCUGAUAUCAUUCGCACUAUUUUCACUACUUCUGAUAAAGCAAAUUGCGAGUGAUACUGUGUACUUGGCAGAUGGCAGUUAUUAUUAUGAUGCUCAUGUUGUUGAAGCAUUUUCCAUUGCUGCUCUCUCACCUAAGAGUUUAACCAGCACAGCUGAGAGGUCAACUCAAAAGUAUGACAAGAGGUGUGGUAGCAUAUUCUAUAUGCCAUCAUGGAGCUUUGAGGAGCUGGAAACCCUCCGGUCAACGAUUUUUAGUUACAUAGAGCCUGAAAACUUGAAAGAAUUUUUCGAGUACGUAGGUGGUGUACCAAGAUAUACCUUGCAGAUGCCUGGGCUUGCUCUACUAAGUGAUCCAGAUAACUUGGCAAUGGCCCUGGACAAUUGUCUACGUCAAGUCUCUCAAGCUCUUGCUGAGCUCGAUACUCCAGAGAAGGCUGUGGCAUAUAUUCGUCAUGCUUCCCAGGCUGUGUUGUUCAGAAAUUCUACAAUUGAUAGAUGA